AUGCAGCAGCCUACCUGGGGUUCCCACGCUCGUCCUUGGUUCGCGUCGUACUACGGCACCGACUCGCAGCUCAUCAGCCAAAUUCAAGCGUGGUUCAGCGCCAUCGACACUGACAGGAGUGGACAGCUGGACCAGGCCGAACUGGGCCGUGCCCUCCAGCAGGCUGGCCUCACGUUCGGUCCGGCUUCGCUGAAGCGCCUCUUGACGACGUUUGACCUGGAUAGGAGUGGUCACCUGGGCGUCAACGAGUUCGUGUGCCUCUACCAGUUCGUGCUGGCCCUGCGCAACUCCUUCACCACCCAGGACCACGACCGCUCGGGCAAGCUCGACAACUGGAACGAGAUCAGCCUGGCGCUGGCCAACGGCGGCUUCCAGCUGAGCCCGCAGGGCAUCAACAGCGUGCUGAGCCGCUUCGACCCCAACCGCUCUGGUCUCACCCUCGAAGCCUACACCGAGGUCGCCCUCUUCCUCGCCAGCCUCAGGUCCUACUUCGACUUCUACGCGCGUCAGCCGACGCAGACGUUCGGCCAGCCGCCCGCUGCCCAGGGUCCGCCCGGCGGCGUGCCCGGCGUGCCCGGUGGAGUGCCCGGCGGCGCUCCCGGCACCCAGGGUCCGCCCGGCGUUGGGCUGCCGGCCACCAGCACCAUCACCAUCAACUUCGACCAGCUCGUCGCCGCCACCCCGUACUUCCAGUAG
Molecule: messenger RNA, 696 nt
Organism: Acanthamoeba castellanii str. Neff
Lineage: Eukaryota; Discosea; Longamoebia; Acanthamoebidae
Product: EF hand domain containing protein
Exons: 5
Coding region: 1-696 (231 amino acids)
Molecular function (GO): calcium ion binding
Source: RefSeq, a predicted model, not a curated record